This is a messenger RNA of Hyalella azteca, 5539 nucleotides long. RefSeq names its product serine/threonine-protein kinase unc-51 (gene Atg1). Gene Ontology annotation, cellular component: cytoplasm; autophagosome. Bases 413 to 3649 code for a protein of 1078 amino acids. The record is from RefSeq and is a predicted model, not a curated record. Gene Ontology annotation, biological process: positive regulation of autophagy; axon extension; autophagy. Gene Ontology annotation, molecular function: ATP binding; protein serine/threonine kinase activity. The transcript has 14 exons. NCBI's taxonomy places the organism in Eukaryota, Metazoa, Arthropoda, Malacostraca, Amphipoda, Hyalellidae.
UGCGGUGGAGGUUGUAUGUACGUCGCGCACGGUCCGUGUCGUGAGCAGAUGUCUUAUAUUUUGGGCAUUACUUGCUAACUUAAAGAGGCUUGUAAUUUAUAUCAAUUGAAACAGCAAAAUAAAUACAUUCUUCACAUUACGUUGUUACAUGUUUAUAUUAAGCAAGUUUAUGCUGAAUAUCGUGAGUUUCCUUAACAAACCGAGAUUAUUGAUCGAGGGAUUCGAGGCGUGUUCCUUCGAAGUGUUGCAUUUUUCCGUGCCGGGUCAGAAUACUUGCACGUUCGAUCUGCUUAAUUUUUGAGAAAAAAUUUAGGGACCACGUAAAUUUAAAUUUCUUAAAUUUGUCUUCAUGAAAGAAGUUUCGACCCCCUCUGUAAUUAGAUACUCUUUCAGUGCAUCCUAAUACUGAGUAAUGAGCGUUCCCUUUCAAUAUGAGUGCAAAGAAAUCAUUGGACAUGGAGCGUUCGCAUUGGUGUACAAGGGUCAUCUUAAACAGCACCCAGAGAAGCUGGUGGCCAUCAAGAGCAUCACAAAGAAGAACAUAGCGAAGAGCCAGGCGCUGCUUAGCAAGGAGAUCAAGAUUCUUCAGGAGCUGACAGAGCUGCAGCAUGAGAACGUCGUGGCACUGCUCUCCUGCCAUGAGACUCCAACGCACGUACAUCUCGUCAUGGAGUACUGCAAUGGUGGCGACCUGGGGGACUAUCUCAGCGGUGAGUCGGAAGCGAUGCUGGCGAUGGCGGCUAAAGGCAUCGUGCACCGCGACCUGAAGCCUCAGAACAUCCUGCUGUCCCAUGACGGCCCGCCAUACCCGCCACCCGCCGCCAUCACGCUUAAAAUAGCGGACUUCGGGUUCGCGCGGUUCCUGAAGGACGGCGUGAUGGCAGCCACGUUAUGCGGGUCCCCCAUGUACAUGGCACCUGAGGUCAUCAUGAGCCAGAAGUAUGAUGCUAAAGCCGACCUCUGGUCCCUGGGUACCAUCGUGUACCAGUGCCUCUUUGGUACUGCGCCCUUCAAAGCCAGCAGCCCUCAACAGCUCAAGCAGAUGUAUGAGAAGUCGCCGGUACUUCGCCCGCAACUCUCGCAAAGCACCAGCCCGCAAAUGUGCCACCUGCUGCUGGGUCUGCUGAAGCGCAACGCUCACGAGCGCCUGAGCUUUGACGCCUUCUACGAGCACGCCUUCAUCAGGACGCCUGACGAGGUCGCCUCCAUCAGGCAGCGCCGGGACCGAGAACUUGCGCUCAUGCGCGAGCAACAGGCGCCUGAUAGGCGCGAACAGGUGCAGCAACAGGUUCUUCAACAGGUGCAGCAUCAGGUGCAACAACAGCAGGUGCAACAACAGCAACAGGUGCAACAACAGGUGCAACAGCAGCAGGUGACCGAAGAGGCCCGCCAGUUGUCCGCGCCCAAGCAGGCGGCGGGUAAAAGCAACACCGCCAUCCCGACCCCGACUGUCCGGGCCCGCGUGGCGGUGCCCCAGGGUCCGGGCACGCCUAUCAGGACCGGGGUGCGGGCCCGGCCCCAGCAGUCCCCCAGUCCCGCCCUUGGAGAUCCCGCCCCUUCGGUGUCCCCCCACACCCCCUCUCCCACUCCCCCGUCUGAAGCCCCCAUGUUACCCCCACCCCUACCCCCCCUAGGGUCCCUCCCCCUGCCCGGGGAGUUCACCCCCAUCCCUCAGGACCCCCAGCAACCCCCCCAGCAGCAGUCCCAGGAGCUGGCCAUGAGCAUUGAGGCCACCCCCGACCCCCAGACCACCUCAGACCCCAACCCCACCCCGGACCCCCCGGUCCGGCCUAGGCGUUAUGGUACCACCAGACCCCCCCAGCUGUCAUCCCCCCACCGUGGUGGUGGUGGUGGUGGUGGUGGUGGUGGUGGUGGUGUGGUGAUGCGCAGAGCUUGUAGUGUCACCACACCACCGUCGUCACUGCAGGCUCACCACCACAGGCGCAGUCUCAACUAUGGAGCACAGGCACCAUAUUCUCCUGUGAUUACUAAUGCAGCCCCAGCAGGAGGGGAGGAGGAUGACUACGUGAUGGUCUCAGCCCCCGCAGACCCCGAGCCUGCGCGCCUCCAGACCCCACACCACCAGGGGCCCGCGGCCCGCAGUUCUGUGUCGCGGUCAGGUCGCAAGAACUCCUCUACGGCGCCUCCAGCAGCUGGAGCAGCGUACCCCAACCUGCGCCUGGAGAACAUCGUCCCUGUCCCCAGCCAGCGCACGGCCUACCUCCAGAUGACGCUGUCCCAGGAGUUCGCUAGGGGCGUCCCAGGCUACAGGGAUAGAACUUCUUCCUGCAGUGACGGUAGCGUGUCUUCUAACGACCACCACCACCAACACCAGCACCAACACGGCAACGCUAACACCACCACACUAUGUCGCACCAGCAUCAACAACAGCAACUGCAGCAUCAACAGCACAGGCAGUAACAGCAACGCUGUGCUGGAGACCAUCACACCACCAGCCGUUCAGUUCAGCAUCAACACCAGCAGGAGAAGAGCUUAUUCUUGUUCCUCUACCGGGGGGCGGAUCACCCCCAGCAAUUCCCCACUACGAGCCUCUGGACGUCGUACUCCCCCUUCAGUCAAAAACCUGAACCCGACUUCCUCGAACCCUAAUUUCCUCCCGACAAUCCCCAGCUCUCCCACGAAGGAUAACCCUACGGGGGAUAUAUGCGGCAAUGUACCUUGCCGCACUCGGACCCCACCAGAUAUGAACCCCAACCCUAACCCUAACCCUAGCCCCAUGCAGCAGUCCCGUAGCGACACUUGCCUAGACACGAGAAACGUAGGCGCCGUGUCGCCCUUACCUCACGUGCGCCUGAACCUGGCCCCCCAGCAGCAGCAGCAACAGACGCCCCUGGUGUUCACCUUAGAGGAUGAGGGGGGCACGCUGCCCCCCACCCUCCUACAGGAGGCCCUCAUGCCCCCCGAACACAACGAGGUCCUCGCGAGGCUCAACUUCCUGCUGGCGCUCGUCGACUGCAUCCUCGAGCUGGCGCAGGAAAAAGGCAGCUCUGUCGGCAACAAAUCUGCGUCGCCUGGUGCGAGUGCAGUGGACGUAUGGCGAGGCGUACACAACCAGCGCGACCAGCUUGCGCUGUACGAGAAGACCUUACACCUGCUGAAGGCGGCGCUGCUGCUGGCGUCCUCAGAGAUAAAGGGCGGCAGACUGCAGCUCUCCUCCGUCGUCAAGUGCCUGGUGGGGGAACUCAAGGAGAGGUUUGAUGGAACCCUCACCCGCUGCAAGACCCUCACCCAGACCAUGGACAGCGCCGCUACCCAGUACGGGCCUGAACAUGCAGACAGACUUGUCUACAACCACGCUAUUGAUAUGUGCCAGUCCGCAGCACUCACAGAACUAUUCGGGUCAAGCGAGUGCGACAGUUUCCGUCACUACCAAACAGCACAAAUUUUGCUGCACGCUUUGAGCCAACAGGCGACCAAGGAGGCAGACCGCGUGCUGCUGCGUAACUACGUCAGCAUGGUUGAGAAGCGCCUGCUGCUGCUGCACCACAGGGGCAUCAUACAUGCGCAUCAUACGCCACAGCCACAGCAACAACAGCAGCAUCAGCAACAACAGCAGCAACAGCAGCAACAGCAGCAACAGCAGCAAGCUUCAGAUGGCAGGAAUACCCCGCUACAUAUGUUCCAUUAGCAAAUACAUCAGUAAUAUGAUGUAUCACAGGGGCAUCAUACAUGCGCAUCAUACGCCUCAGCCUCAGCAACAGCAGCAGCAGCAGCAACAACAGCAGCAGCAGCAGCAAGCUUCAGAUGGAAGGAAUACCCCGCUACAUAUGAUGCAUUAGCAAUAUGAUGUAGCAGUAAUAUGAUGCAUCACAGGGGGGCAUCAUACAUGCGCAUCAUACUCCUCAGCCUCAGCAACAGCAGCAGCAACAGCAGCAGCAAGCUUCAGAUGGAAGGAAUACCCCGCUACAUAUGUUCCAUUAGCAAAUACAUCAGUAAUAUGAUGCAUUAGCAAUAUGAUGCAUCAGAGGGGCAUCAUACAUGCGCAUCAUACGCCUCAGCCUCAGCAACAGCAGCAACAGCAGCAGCAGCAGCAACAACAACAACAGCAGCAGCAGCAAUCUUCAGAUGGAAGGAAUACUCCGCUACAUAUGUUCCAUUAGCAAAUACAUCAGUACAAUAUGAUGCAUCAGAAGGGCAUCAUACAUGCGCACAUACUCCUCAGCCUCAGCAGCAACAGCUGCAGCAGCAGCAGCAGCAGCAGCAAGCUUCAGAUGGAAGGAAUACCCCGCUACAUAUGAUGCAUUAGCAAUAUGAUACAUACAUCAGUAAUAUGAUACAUCAGUAAUAUGAUGCAUACAUCAGUAAUAUGAUGGAUACAUCAGUAAUAUGAUGCAUACAUCAGUAAUAUGAUGCAUACAUCAGUAAUAUGAUACAUACAUCAGUAAUAUGAGGCAUGCGUAAUAUGCUGCAUUAAUACUACCAUGUAUGAUAUGAUGCAUAUGCUAGCUAUGUUGUUCUCGCAACUAAUGCACCCAGUGAUGGUCUAAUACGUAAACAAUUGUUAUUGAAAUUGUGGAAGAAAUUCAUGUCAAUAUACAGUUUGAAAUUUAUGUGUUGAUCAAGCCUGUAUGAAUUGGGACAUGAAUAAAUUGCAACUUACUUUACCAAUUACUUACUUAUCUACUAAAUUGGCUACAAAUUCACAAGUUAAAUUUCUGUUUUGGUUCUCCAAAGUAAUAAUAGACCUCCAGAAUAAAUUCCUGUGAAUUAAAAUAUAAUUUUAUCAUAUUUUAAAAAUUAAAUUGCUUAAUUCAAUGACGGAAUUUUGAUUACUUUCAAAGUUAAAUGUGUCGAUCUCAUGUUCAUAUUUUAAUUAAACAGCUUGGGCAAUUCGAUGACGCUGUUAUUUACUAUAUUAUUUUAAAGUCAAUACACGAUCUAUACAUUUUGUUAUACACGUAGAGACUUAGUCUCAUUUUUUGAAUUUUUAAUUGAGUUCAAAGAAUUCAUAUGACCGUGAAUUUUCUUCCAUGUGGUGGUAAGUUUUACGGAUUAAAAAUUUCCUAGACAAAUUUGGGAUUUCAUAGAAAAAAUAUGAAUUUCCCCGAGAUGAAAUUUCACGAAUGAAUUAUAAAACACAAUAACAUAUGAGUACAGUAAUCAAUGUAUUCAUAUGAAUUCAAUGCAUUGUUGAUCAUAUGACCGUGAAUUUGCUUCCAUGUGGUGAUAAGUUUUACGGAUUAAAAAUUUAUUAGACAAAUUUGAUAUUUCAUAGAAAAAAUAUGAAUUUCACCGAGGUGAAAUUCCACAAAUGAAUUAUAAAACACAGCAACAUAUGAGUACAGUAAUCAAUGUAUUCAUAUGAAUUCAAUGCAUUGUUGAACAAACGAUGAUUCUCUAGACGCUGGCUACCCCCAUACUGCCUUCUUACACGUGUGUGCAAUGAUGUUACUUUAUUACCUUUUAAUACUUCUCGUUGCUUUACCUUAUUUCUCUACAAUUACUCGCAUUCUCAACUUUAUUACUUCGUAAACUCAUAUUUUUUACCUGCAAUGGAAAAAUUUCGUUUUAAUGUUAC